Molecule: messenger RNA, 2774 nt
Organism: Echinops telfairi (small Madagascar hedgehog)
Lineage: Eukaryota; Metazoa; Chordata; Mammalia; Afrosoricida; Tenrecidae
Product: zinc finger protein 699
Exons: 4
Coding region: 288-1994 (568 amino acids)
Biological process (GO): regulation of transcription by RNA polymerase II
Molecular function (GO): DNA-binding transcription factor activity; RNA polymerase II cis-regulatory region sequence-specific DNA binding
Source: RefSeq, a predicted model, not a curated record
AACAUCACUCCUUCUUACUCAACUUGGUCUCUUCCCAUCUUCUUUUAUUUCAGGUCCUAGGUGUGGCACAGAGAGAGCUAGUCCAGUCUAAGCAACUGGUUAUUUAGGGUGAUCUUAGCUAUCACAAGCAAGAGGUCCAACGGCUCUGGCUAGCUGUGUGGAUCACACGUUACUCGUCUGCCUCGGGACUGUGCAGUGGCUCUGCGUCCACUCCAUCCGUCUUACAAAAGUGGCUUCUUCGAUUCAGAGAGGACAUUCACUCCCCUUGCAGACGCUCUAGCCACGAAAUGGAUUCAGUGGUCUUUGAGGACGUAGCUGUGGAAUUUACUGAGGAGGAGUGGGCCUUGUUGAAUAUGUCUCAGAGGAACCUCUACAGAGAUGUGAUGAUGGAAACCGUUAGUAACCUAGAUUCAGUUAAAAUUAUUGGGUCAGUUUUUAAACAGGAUAAUAGUGGACAAACGUUUUCCAUGAAGAAAGAUUCCUGGCCCACCAUGUUAGACAUGUAUGCAUUUCAUGGCAUUGAACAUCAGCGCCUUGACCCCGGAAGCCAUGGAAGAAUGUAUACAGUAGAGAACCUCUGUGAAACUAAAGAUGAUAAAGAAAACAAACUUGAAGAAAGUAAUCAAGCUGAAAAAGCUUUCAACUGGAUCGGGAAUCUUACCAGCCUCCAAGCAGUGCCCACUGGAGUAAAUCCUUUCGAACACCUAGAGUAUGAAAAACCUUUUGUGGAUCAUUCAUUGUUUGAUCAUCACAUCAUAUCUCAUACUGGGUGCACACCUUAUUAUAAGGAAUGUGGAGAAGACUGUGGUUGUCCUUCCUACCUAAAACUCUGCAUGAGAGAGAACGUUUGUAAAUGUAAAGAUUAUGGGGAAUCUUGUACCUGUUCCUUACCUGUCACUAAACAUAUAAGAUCACACAGUGGAGAAAGACGUUAUGAAUGUAAGGAGUGUGGAAAGGCUUUUAGUUAUCUCUCAAGCCUCACGAGACAUAUAAGAACUCACAGUGGAGAGAGACUUUAUGAAUGUACAAAAUGUGGUAAGGCUUUUACUCGUUCCUCAUCCCUUGCAGCACAUAUAAGAUCUCACAAUGGAGAGAGACCUUAUGAAUGUAAGGAAUGCGGGAAAGCCUUUAGUUGUUCCUCCUCUGUCACUAUACACAUGCGAACUCACAGUGGAGAGAGGCCUUAUGAAUGUGAGGAAUGUGGAAAAGCCUUUAGUUGUUCCUCAUCUCUCAUUACUCAUAGAAGAUCUCACAGUGGAGAGAGACCUUAUGAAUGUAAAGAAUGUGGAAAAGCCUUCAGCCGGUCCUCCCACCUCAGGACCCAUUUAAGAACUCACAGUGGAGAAAGGCCUUACGAAUGUAAGGAAUGUGGGAAAACCUUUAGUCGGUCCUCACACCUCACUAGCCAUAUAGGGACACACAGUGAAGAGAGGCCUUAUGAAUGCAAGGAAUGCGGGAAAGCCUUUAAACAGUUUGCACAACUUACUAGACAUGUAAGAGUUCACAGUACAGAGAAGCCUUUUGAAUGUAAGGAAUGUGGAAGAACCUUCAGUCAGUUUUCAUAUCUCACCGGUCAUAUGAGAUCUCACAAUGGAUAUCGGCCUCAUGAAUGCAAAGAGUGUGGGAAAACCUUUACUCGAUCUGCACACCUCACGACCCACAGAAGAAUGCACAGUGGAGAGAAACCCUAUCAAUGUAAGGAAUGUGGGAAAGCCUUUUUUCGGUCUUCACACCUCACCGACCAUGUAAGAUCUCACAGUGGAGAGAAGCCUUACGAAUGUAAGGAAUGUGAGAAAGCCUUUAGUUGUUUCUCAUCCUUCCGUAAACAUGUGAGAACUUACCAUGAAGAUUGGCCUUACAGCAAGAAAUGUAGGAAAGUCUUACGUCAGUUCUCACACAUCACUGACCGUAUAACAUUUCAGGAUGAAUUGCCGUGCAGUGAAUUGCUACCAUAUAGCCUUUCUAGUUAUGAUCUUGUAACUCCCACAAAAUGACGGAGUGAGACAGUGAAAAUAAGGUGCAUGGAUUGUAGGGUGUUAGUCAAUUUUGCCAUCCCACUAGAUUUAAAGAAGAGUCGGUGCCAGAGUGUGGUAGGAUGUCUCCACUAUCAUCAAGAAAAUACUCCAGCAAUGGAGCAUGUCCUUUGGACCGAUGGUCCCUCCACUAAAAAACAUUAAUACCACAAGAGGAACAACAUGAGGCAGUAAGAAGUGAUGGCAAACAUGACCUAGAAACAGCAGCCAAAUCAGAUCUGCACAAGAUUUUAUGAUAGGCUUUGAGAAGCAACCACAGUGGGCUUGCUAACAUAGAGCACUAUCAAACAGGAGACCAGUUGGUGGGGAGAAGUGUCUUUGGGUAUUUAUUGGUGGAGUUCAGCUUGUCUACCCACUAAGAAGACACUCAAAUCCAUCUCCUGGUGGGCCUUCCUCUUGGCUGUAUCAAUGGCAUCAAGCAUAGGAACAGUUAUAAGGAUGGCAUGGCACUGGGCAAUGUGUAUGGUUACUGGGUCGGAACCAAUCUGAUGGCACCUAACAACUGCAGCCAUCUUAUGAGGCUUUCUAGCAGAGAAGGUACCUCUGGUACUUACUGGGGAGACUCGAGAGCUGUAAUACUUGCCAAUCAGUGCACAGUCUGUGGUAGAGACCAGGGACCAGCACUAGCAAGACCUAGUGGCAGAAGCUAAGAACUUUAUUCUGAGUUCUUGUUAUCUCCAUGUUAAUCCCAAUCCUGAAUUGUAACUUGUUACUUCCGUAAUAAAUCUCCUUAAUCAUGUG